This is a messenger RNA of Thamnophis elegans (Western terrestrial garter snake), 4076 nucleotides long. RefSeq names its product adhesion G protein-coupled receptor A3 (gene ADGRA3). Gene Ontology annotation, cellular component: plasma membrane; external side of plasma membrane. NCBI's taxonomy places the organism in Eukaryota, Metazoa, Chordata, Lepidosauria, Squamata, Natricidae. Gene Ontology annotation, biological process: cell surface receptor signaling pathway; G protein-coupled receptor signaling pathway. Gene Ontology annotation, molecular function: protein binding; G protein-coupled receptor activity. The record is from RefSeq and is a predicted model, not a curated record. Bases 100 to 4059 code for a protein of 1319 amino acids. The transcript is spliced from 19 exons.
CGGCUGGAUGGCGGCCGAGGCCGGCGGGAUCCGGCAACGGCGGCGAGGGCGCUCGGGCUUGCCUUGAACGAGGGGGCGGGGGGGGGGGAGGAGGCGGCGAUGGCGGGCCCGGGCCGGACUCCUCCGCCGGGGGGCCUGCUGCUGCUGCUGCUGCUGGCGCUGGCGGAGAGCGGGGGGCCGGGGCUGCCCGCCGGGUGCAAGCAGGACGGGGGCGGCGGGGGUCGCCCGCGGGGCAGCAGCAAGGCCUCUCCGGGACCCGGGGAGAAGGUGGUGUGCAGCAGCCUGGCCCUGGCCCACGUCCUGCCGCCCGGCGCCUUCCCCGAGAGGACCGUCAGCCUAAUUCUGAGCAACAAUAAGAUAUCUGGCUUGAAGAAUGGCUCCUUUGCUGGACUAAGCCUUCUGGAACGAUUGGAUCUCAAGAACAACCUCAUUAGUGUGAUAGAUCCAGGAGCUUUUCUAGGACUUACAUCCCUGAAAAGAUUAGAUUUAACAAAUAACCAGAUAGGAUGCCUGAAUGCAGACAUUUUUAAAGGAUUGACAAACCUCAUUAGACUAAACCUGUCAGGAAAUUUAUUUUCUUUCCUUGCCCAAGGAACCUUUGAUCAUCUAACUUCAUUAAAAGCUCUCGAAUUCCAGACAGAUUACCUGCUUUGUGAUUGUAACAUGCUAUGGAUGCAGCAGUGGCUACAAGAAAGAAAUAUAACUGUUCGUGACACCAGAUGUGCCUAUCCGAAAUCACUACAGGCUCAACCAAUCCUGAGCAUAAAGCAAGGACUUCUGACCUGUGACCCUCCUCUGGAGCUGCCGUCUUUCUCCAUGAGCCCGUCCCAUCGGCAGCUGGUCUUUGAAGGGGACAGCCUGCCUUUCCAGUGCAUGGUUUCGUACAUCGAUCAAGACAUGCAGGUCCUUUGGUACCAAGAUGGGAAGAUCGUUGAGACGGAUGAGUCCCAGGGGAUUUUUGUGGAGAAGAACAUGGUUCAUAACUGCUCUGUAAUUGCCAGUGCCCUGACCAUCUCAAAUAUUCAAGCUGGGUCGACCGGAAACUGGGGGUGUCACGUGCACUCCAGGCGUGGGAAUAAUUCAAGGACUGUGGACAUUGUGGUCCUGAACAGCUCUGCCCAGUAUUGCCGCCCAGAGAGGAUUGUCAACAACAAAGGCGACUUCAGGUGGCCCAGAACUUUGGCAGGCCUGACUGCCUACUUGCUGUGCACACGAUAUUCAGCUGGCAGUGGCAUCUACCUGGGCAGCGCUCAGGACGAGAAGAGGGCAUGGCGGAGAUGUGGCCGGGGAGGUCGCUGGGGCGAAGAGGAUUACUCUCGUUGCCAGUACGCAAAUGACGCCACUAGAGUCCUGUAUAUGUUUAAUCAGAUGCCGCUGAACCUCACCAAUGCCGUAGCCACCGCCCGGCAGCUCUUGGCCUACACCGUAGAAGCUGCAAACUUUUCUGACAAAAUGGAUGUUAUUUUUGUGGCUGAAAUGAUAGAGAAAUUUGGACGAUUUGCUGAGAAGUAUAAAGAGCUGGGGGAUGUGAUGGUGGACAUUGCUAGUAACAUCAUGCUGGCUGAUGAACACAUCCUGUGGGUGGCCCAGAGAGAAGCCAAGGCCUGUACCAGAAUUGCACAAUGCUUACAAAGGAUUGCAACCUACCGGCUGGCUAAUGGGGCUCAAGUUUACUCGACGUAUUCUCCAAAUAUUGCAGUGGAAGCUUACGUCAUCAAGGGCUCUAGCUUCACUGGGAUGACCUGCACCGUGUUCCGGAAGGUCGCCGCGGCCGAUCGCUCGGGCUUCUCUGACUAUGGACGAAGAGACCUGGAGGGCAGCCUGGACAAGCAACUGGGCUUGAAAUGCAACAUCUCAAACACCUUGUCCAGCCUCGCACUCAAGAACACGGUUGUGGAGGCGUCCAUCCAGCUGCCCCCGGCCUUGUUUCACCAGAGGCAGAAGAGAGAGAUUCAGCCCCCCACGGAAGACGCUCUCUACAGGCUUCAGCUGAUUGCCUUCCGGAAUGGGAAACUCUUCCCGUCGACGGGCAAUUCCACCACUUUGAGCGCCGACAGGAAACGCCUGACGGUGGUCACCCCGGUCAUCCUCACCAAAGCAGACGGCGUAAGCCCACCCUAUCAGGACGUCCCCAUCAACGUGACCUUGAGGCGCCUUGCGCACGGGACGGAAGCGGUGGCGGCUCAGUGGGACUUCGGUCUGCUGAACGGACAAGGCGGUUGGAAGUCGGACGGCUGCCGUAUCCUUUUUUCCGAUGAAAAUGUCACCGCCAUGCAGUGCUCCUCCCUCAGCAAUUACGCCGUCCUGAUGGAUUUGACAGGGUUCCCCCAGUCAGCCGGCCUCCUCCACCCAGUGGUCUAUGUGUCUGCUGUGAUUCUGCUGAGCUGCCUCUUGAUGGUCCACAUUAGCUACGCCUAUCACCACAGUGUCAUCAGGAUCAGUCUUAAAAGCUGGCACAUGUUAAUAAACCUCAGCUUUCAUAUUUUCCUGACAUGCCUGGUGUUUGUUGGAGGCAUAACUCAGACCAAACAUACCAGCAUCUGCCAAGCGGUUGGGAUAAUCUUGCACUAUUCCACCCUUGCCACCUUGUUAUGGAUGGGACUCACAUCUAGGAACAUCUACAAACAAGUCACCAGAAAAGCCAAACGGUGCCAGGAUCCUGGGGAACCUCCUCCUCCUCCGAGGCCGAUGCUGAGGUUCUACCUAAUUGGUGGAGGAAUCCCUGUCAUCGUUUGUGGGAUAACGGCUGCUGCAAAUAUAAGAAAUUACGGGAGCAAGCCUCACUCAGCCUACUGUUGGAUGGCGUGGGAACCAAGCUUGGGAGCUUUUUAUGGACCUGCCGGCUUCAUUAUUUUUGUAAACUGCAUGUAUUUCCUCAGCAUUUUUAUACAGCUGAAGAGGCACCCUGAACGAAAACUUGAACUCAAGGAGCCCAGCGAAGAGCAGCAGCGCCUGGCCCCCAACGAACACGGCAGCCUGAACAACCAGGACUCGCUCUCCGUGUUGCUGCUUUCCACCGUAGCUUUGGAGAAUGAGCACAGCUUCCACACACAACUUCGGGGCGUGAGCCUCACUUUGUUUCUCUACGUGGCUCUGUGGGUUUUGGGGGCCCUCUCCGUGGCUUCCUCUCCCCCUUUGGAUUUGGUCUUCAGCUGCUUUUUUGGGCUCCUGUCCUUGUGCCUUAGCAGUUUUUUAAUAACCCAUCACGGCGUUAACAGAGAAGACGUCCGACAUGCUUGGUUGAUGUCCUGCUGCCCCGGGAGGAGCGCCUAUUCGGUACAGGUCAACGUUCAGCCUUCUUCCGGCGCGAGUGGCCCAAAGGGGGACCCCGCCAAGUGCACCAACAGCAGUGCAGAGUCCUCGUGCACCAACAAGAGUGCGUCGAGUUUAAAAAACUCUUUGCAGGGUUGCAAAUUAACCAACAUCCAGGUUGCGGCGGCCCAGUGUCCUCUGAGCCUGGUGGCCCCCAGUGCCGGCCCUACUCCCCCUCCUCCCCCUCCCCCUCUGGACAACAGUCUUACCGAACACUCGGUAGACAAUGAGAUCAAGAUGCACGUGGCCCCUUUGGAGAUGCCUUUGCGCACCAACGGGCACCCCGGCCGCCAUCACAAGAACCGAAGCAAAGGGCACCGCGCCAGCAGGCUGACCGUCCUACGGGAGUACGCGUACGAUGUCCCCACCAGCGUGGAAGGAAGCGUCCAGAACGGCUUAAUUAAGACACGUCAAACGACAUCCGAAGGACAUUCGAGGACCCGGAGAGCAUACCUGGCUUACCGGGAACGCCAGUAUAACCAGUCCCAGCCGGACAGCAGCGACACUUACAGCACUCUUCAAAAAGGGCACCGGAACACUGAUAAAGCGGUGCCGCCUGCUGUUAAAAAAGACCCGCUGAGGAAGCCCAUCGCGGUUGAGCUGGAAGGGCAGCAGAAGUCCUACGGCUUAAAUUUAGCGGUCCAGAACGGGCCUCUGAAAAGCAGCGCCCAGGAUGGGACAUUUCUGAGUGCCGACAGCACCGGAAAUAUCAGGACCGGCUUAUGGAAACAUGAAACUACUGUGUAGUGCAGGGGUCAGCAACC